GGGUAAAAUUGAGAAAGGAUAAGAGCACAGUAGUUUGCAUGUGAUGAUGAUAUUAAAUAUAUGAUUUCAUUUCAUGUUUUUCAUUUCAUUUCAUUCAUAAAAAUAAAAUAAAAAUCCUAAUCCACUCUCUUUUUUAAUUCUUUCUCUGCAAACUGAAUAUUCUUCUUCUUUCUUUCCUAUAUAAAUUCCACACACACAUUACACAAUAAUUUCAACUCAGAUAUUACCCUUCUCAAUUUUCUUUCACCCAUCAUCGUUUUCAAUUUUCAUUCAUCCGCGAUUCUCCAAUUUCAUUUCUCAUAUUGAUUUUCUGAAAAAUCGAUACAAAAAGGGGAAAAAGAUUUGAUCUUUAAAUCAGGGGUAUUUUCGGUAUGAGACUAAACGGAGAAAUCUCAAGCGGAGAAGAAGAAGAAGAAGAAGUAAUAAUGGAGAAAUCUGAGGUGGGUACGACGCCGUUUUUGGGUCAGAAAUUGGUUGUUGGUUAUGCGUUAACGGUUAAGAAGAAAAAAAGCUUUCUUCAACCAAAUUUCAUUGCUCUUUCAAGGAGCAAGGGAAUAUACUUUGUUGCUAUUGAUGUAAACAAGCCACUGGCUGAACAAGGUCCAUUUGAUAUUGUCUUACAUAAGUUGUUAGGCGAGGAAUGGCGAGAUAUCAUCGAGGAUUUCAGGCAAAAACAUCCUGAAGUAAUCGUCCUUGAUCCGCCAGAUGCAAUUCAACAUUUACACAACCGCCAAUCCAUGCUUCAAGAUGUGGUGGAUCUAAACUUAUCUGACUGCAACGGCAAGGUUGGCAUCCCACGUCAGCUUGUAAUCACAAAAGACAAAAACCCAUCCACCAUCCCUUAUGAAGUCAACAAAGCUGGAUUGAAGUUGCCAUUAGUUGCGAAACCACUAGUUGUGGAUGGCAGUGCAAAGUCACAUGAACUAUUUCUUGCUUAUGACGAGUUCUCUCUUUCAGAGCUUGAACCUCCACUGGUUCUGCAAGAGUUUGUCAAUCACGGCGGUCUUCUCUUUAAGAUUUAUAUUGUUGGGGAUAGCAUAAAGGUUGUGAGGCGUUUCUCUCUUCCUAAUAUCAGUAAACGGGAGUUAUCAAAAGUCUCAGGUGUAUACCGUUUUCCAAGAGUUUCGUGUGCAGCAGCUUCUGCAGAUGAUGCUGAUCUAGAUCCUAGUAUUGCCGAACACCCACCAAGACCUUUGUUGGAAAGGCUUGCAAAGGAGCUUCGCCAUAGAUUGGGACUUCGCCUGUUCAACGUGGAUAUGAUUCGGGAAUAUGGAACCAAGGAUGUGUUUUAUGUCAUCGAUAUCAACUACUUUCCUGGGUUUGGGAAAAUGCCAGAUUACGAGCAUGUAUUUACAGAUUUUCUACUUAACCUAAAGCAGAAUAAGUGUAAGAAGAAACUUACUGCUUAAAGCAAGAGAAGUUGGAAGGACCGUUUGGCUUAACAAAAUAUUUUCUGUUUUCAUUUUAGUUGUCGUUAACAAUCACAAAAAUAUCAUUAUUUUUAUUUUAUUUCUUAUUUUUAAUUAUUUAUGGAGGAAGCAAUGGAGACAACUUAUUUUGAUGUUUUCAUUGUUUUCUGCAUAAAUAUUUGAGAAUAAGAAAUAAAAUAAAAAUUGUGAUAUUUUUACGAUUAUUAACGAAAAACAGGAAAUAAAAACAAUAAAAUAUUAUUUUUACUGAAUAGAUCAUUAGAUUAGAUCCAAUGAAUAGAAUGUUCAUGCUUAGUGGCUUUGUUGACUAUUGAAGAAGAACAUUAUACUUUUAACAACUGUCUACAAACUGGCAUGGAAUGUCAAUGAAGCUGACAAUAUAUUCAAAAGGGGUGAAAUAUGGUUUUCUAAUGUAUCUGUAUAUCACUGCACCAAUAUUGAUCAAUAGUGCCUUUGUUGCUGGUUAUUAUA
Messenger RNA from Trifolium pratense (red clover), 1901 nucleotides. Its product is annotated as inositol-tetrakisphosphate 1-kinase 3-like. Bases 372 to 1409 code for a protein of 345 amino acids. NCBI's taxonomy places the organism in Eukaryota, Viridiplantae, Streptophyta, Magnoliopsida, Fabales, Fabaceae. The record is from RefSeq and is a predicted model, not a curated record. Gene Ontology annotation, biological process: inositol trisphosphate metabolic process. The transcript is spliced from 10 exons. Gene Ontology annotation, molecular function: inositol-3,4,5,6-tetrakisphosphate 1-kinase activity; magnesium ion binding; inositol-1,3,4-trisphosphate 5-kinase activity. Gene Ontology annotation, cellular component: cytoplasm.